Messenger RNA from Epinephelus moara (kelp grouper), 9470 nucleotides. It is a transcript of the gene sema6bb, whose product is annotated as sema domain, transmembrane domain (TM), and cytoplasmic domain, (semaphorin) 6Bb. Gene Ontology annotation, molecular function: semaphorin receptor binding; chemorepellent activity. NCBI's taxonomy places the organism in Eukaryota, Metazoa, Chordata, Actinopteri, Perciformes, Serranidae. Gene Ontology annotation, biological process: positive regulation of cell migration; negative chemotaxis; negative regulation of axon extension involved in axon guidance. The transcript is spliced from 17 exons. The record is from RefSeq and is a predicted model, not a curated record. The coding region runs from base 825 to 3434 and encodes 869 amino acids.
CUAGAAGACAAACGCCGUGGUCCUCCCACCUCCCCAACGCUCCUGAGUGCAGCCCAAGAAACAGGAGCUAUUUUUAAUAAACCGAUGAAUGGGACUUUGCCCCGCACUGGAUCCCGAGCCCGGCUCUGCGUGGAGAAGUGGGGCGCAUAAGCGGACAGAGGGACAGUAUUUUCUUUCAGUGAGACCCGAGGUGGAAAAGACGCAGCAAUGACAGAGCAGCAGUCGUGCGCAGCGGCAAAAUAGACCAACUAUUGUGGGCACGGAAGAUUGAUAACACAACUGGGCGAGCAACGAGAGCGGCAGAUGUAAUUUCCAAACGUUGCAGCUGGUUUGGUGCCAGUGGUGUGCUGGAUGGGUUAUUAUUGCGUCCUUCUUUUCAUCAUUCACUGCUUCCAGCGUUUCCACAUUACUUGGGGAUCUCGGACGGCUGUCUGUGAGGGAGUAUUGCUGCAGAGACAAGCGGGGAAUGCCAUGUGUCGUUGCGCGACAUAGAAGCUCUUUGUGGGCUGUUUUGCACCGGGGACAGGUGGUGCCGUGUGUGUGUGUGUAUGUGUGUGUGGGGGGGCACGGACACACAACCCCUGAGACAGUUGUCUUAGGGAUGUCAGGCCGGCGUACGGGAUCAGUUUUUGCCAGAGACAGGUGCGACAGGGAGGAGUAGUUUACAAAGCCCUACACAGGAUCUGGUAACGCACUAACGAGCCUCCUCUCUCCUCUGAUCACUCGGAUUUUUUUGUAUCCAGCGGGACUCACAAUCGACUCACACUGCCAUUACUCGGCGGCACCUUUCCCCCGAUAAUCAAAGACUCCGCCGUUGUGUUGCCAUGGCGACCGUGGCCCCUCCCUUCUUCCUGCUGUGUUGGCUGCUCCAAGUGGCGAGCUCGGCGUUCCCAGAGGAACCGGGGCCCAUCAACGUCAUCCCCACCGAAGUGGUGAGAAAACACCCAGUGUUUCUGGGCCGACCCCACCGAACAUGGCUGAGACAAGAGCCUCUACACAUCCAGAGGGUCCUCCAAGUCAAUCGGACGCUCUACAUUGGAGCCAGGGAUGACCUUUUCCGCGUGGAGCUGGACAUCGUUGCAGGAGACGAGAUGUUCUACAGCAAGAAAAGGACGUGGGAGUCGAACAAGAAUGACAUCAGGAUCUGCAGGAUGAAGGGGAAGCAUGAGGACGAAUGCCGUAACUUCAUGAAGGUGCUGCUCAGCAGAGAGGGAGGCCUGUUUGUGUGUGGGACCAACGCCUUCAACCCACUCUGUGCCAACUACACUGGAGACACUCUCGAGAUGGUAGGAGACACAGUUAGCGGUAUGGCGAGGUGCCCCUAUGACCCCAAACACGCCAAUGUAGCUCGGUUUGCAGAGGGGAAUCUGUUCACAGCUACUGUGACAGACUUCCUGGCUAUUGAUGCGGUGAUCUACCGUAGCCUUGGGGACAGUCCCGCUCUGCGCACCGUCAAGCACGACUCCAAGUGGUUCAGAGAGCCCUAUUUUGUCAGCGCUGUGGAGUGGGGACCUCACAUCUACUUCUUCUUCAGGGAGAUAGCCAUGGAGUUCAAUUACCUGGAGAAGGUGGUGGUGUCACGUGUGGCUCGGGUGUGCAAACGUGAUCUGGGUGGGUCUCAGCGCGUCCUGGAGAAGCAGUGGACGUCAUUCCUGAAGGCCCGUCUGAACUGCUCCGUCCCUGGUGAUUCCCACUUCUACUUUAACUUGCUCCACUCCACCAGCCCCAUCAUCAAGAUGCACGGCAGGGACAUAAUCCUGGGAGUGUUCUCCACACCAGCGAACAGCAUCCCGGGUUCGGCGGUGUGUGCCUUCGACAUGGAGCAGCUGGCUGCUGUAUUUGAAGGGAGGUUCAAGGAGCAGAAAUCACCGGAGUCUAUUUGGACGCCUGUUCCAGAUGAAGUCAUCCCAAAGCCAAGGCCCGGUGGCUGCGCCGUUCAAGGUUCCAGGUUUAAUUCUUCAAACGCGUUCCCUGAUGAGAUGCUCAACUUCAUCAAGACCCACCCUCUGAUGGAUGAGGCCGUCCCAUCACUCGGACAAAGACCCUGGAUUGUCAGGACCAUGGUCAGGUACCAGCUGAAUAAGAUUGUGGUGGAUACAGAGGCCGGGCCUUAUAGAAACCGGACCAUCCUGUUCCUCGGGUCGAGCAGGGGGACCAUCCUCAAGUUCCUCAUCAUGCCCAACCAGGACAACACCGUCACCAGCAAUAACAUCUUCCUGGAGGAAAUGGAGGGAUUCAACCCUGAUAAGUGUGCUGAAGACUCUCCGCAGGCCAGGCAGCUGUUGUCUCUGACUCUGGACCGGGUGAGCCACACUCUUCUCCUCGCCUUCCCCUCCUGUGUGGUCCGAGUACCAGUGGCACGAUGCCAGCUCUACUCCCGAUGCAUGAAGAACUGUAUCGCCUCCAGGGAUCCGUACUGUGGUUGGACCAGAGGAAGCACCUGCUCAUUCCUCAGACCUGGAACCAGACUGCCGUUCGAGCAAGAUGUUGAACAGGGAAACGUGGCCCACUUGGGUGACUGUGACGGGAUGCUGCUCCAAGAGAGUUUCAUCGAGGAGCCUGAUGGUCUGGUGUCUGUAAACCUGCUGGUGGUGUCUGCUGUUUCAGCCUUCGCAACAGGAGCCGUCCUCUCUGGCCUCACCGUGUGCUGGAUCAUGAGUCAUCGCCACCGCCACUCCAGAGGCUCUGGAGCUAACGGCGCCCGCCGCAAAAGUGACAAAGAGCAGAGCAUGCUGGGGCAGGGCCGCAGCGGGUCAGUAAUGAGUGUAACAAGAACCAGCGGCGGUGAGAGGCGUCGUUCACAGGCGGACAACCCCUUCGUCACGCCCAACGGCUGGCCUAAAGGAGAAAUGGACCCAGGAUUGCUGCCUACCCCGGAGCAGACACCGCUGCAGCAGAAACGGGCCAUGCGUCUCCCAGACACUGACUGGGACCAGAGCCAGACCUUCCUCACCGCCGUAGGGACUCCCUGCCCCAACAACUCUGUCAUCUACCUGAGUUCCAAGUUCCUGCAUGGCGGUGGAGGGGGUGGAGGGAUGGUGCGGAUAGAGGACCCAGGGGAGGUCGUGCUGCCCCCACACACAGAGCGCCAGCGCUACCUGAUCCUAGCCACCCAGAGAGGGGAGCACGGUGGCAGUCGUCCCAGCGGCACCAUGAGGAACUCAGCGGGAGAAUACAUCUACCCCGCCACGCCGCAGGACUCCCCCGACCGACGGAGGGUGGUGUCUGCUCCCACUCCCCACAUGGACUACGGGGAGCCUCGCUGGAGUCACGAGGCACUCAACUACAACAGCAACAAUGGAGUGCCAUAUCACCCCCAGCGCCAGGGCCUCAUCAGGCCUGAUAUGCAUGGGCCCCGAGGGCUAGGAGAACUGGCUGACUUCAGCCAUCUUCUAGGGAAGAACAUGGGAGAGCGCACCCCCAGUGGCCAGUGAGGCAAAGUACGUGAACCCUGGCACCAAGCUCUCUCUGAACACCCAUUCCCUCCAACAGCAGACUGGAAUAAAUCAACCCCUCAGACUCACCGUCCCGGUCCAACCUUACCCUGUCUGUCCUCUCUCACUGUCAUUCAAUGUUCUGACGUCAUUCAGCUGACUGAAGAGAGAGACAAAGAGAGAGUUGAAAAAGAGGAGCAAACUCUCCUCACGUCUCCGUUCCUCUGCUCUUAAUCUGAGGUGCACGCCUCUGCUCUGUAAGUGGUCCGACCCACAGAGCUUGACUUUGACACUGCAGGACAAACAGUAAGGUAAAGAGAGGGGUGCAAAGGAAAGGGAAUCUUCUCAAAGCAGAGUGUGGAGAUUAUAAAAAAAAAAUAAUGACAGUUUCCCUUACAGCGCCAAAUGUGAAAGGUCUCCCUCCACCAUUUUGUUCACCGUUUUGACACCAUGGAUCUUUGAGUGUGAAAUUUAAUUUCUGCUUUUAUUUUUUUGUGCCAGUGGCAUCCAGCAGACAAAAAUGUGCUUUACUUUGGAUUUCAGAUGAGACUAAAACUGUUGUAGCCGUGCCAGAGGGCAGUGACUCUCAAUGAAUCAUGCAGUGUGUGUAUGUGAUUGUGUGUAAGUGUGAAUGUGAGUGGCCACGACAACCCCAACCAGUGUCCUGUCUUAACUGUGAAGUAUAACUAUAUAACUAAAGUUUCUGUACGGAGGAGGUUGGGUGUUAACAUUAUUUUCCCUUUUUAUAAACAAUCACAAGGAGACAAAUGGAUUUUCUUAUGUGUCUCUUUGUGUUUACCAAUCAGAGGUUUGGGCGGUUCACCAGUUGCUAGGGAAGGGUUGAGACUCCCAUUAUAGUUUUUGUGAUUCCCAGUACCUCAGAAGCAGCGCUGGACAGAGCCAUCAUGACAUGAAAGAAAGCAAUAAUAAGCAGGAAACAGAAGGAAGAAGAUAAAUCCAAUUUAAUUUGAUAUUUUGUAAUGUAACUGUUUCUCAGCAAAGCAAACAGAAGUUUAGAGAUGUCAGGAGAUGCAGGCCGCUGGGAAAAGGAACAAUAUCUCCCCUCCAUUCUUCCCUCCCUAGCUGCCUCUCAGUAUGCCUGGGUCUGUCUGACCUGACCUGAGGCCCCUAUGGGCUCCUCAGUCCAUUUGGAGGAGGGAAUGUGAGCUGUGGCUGUCUGGCUGUCUGACUGGGGCUGUGAGGCCCGGCCGCUUGGGAGCUCCAUUCAGCCUCUUCUGCCCGACACUGAGCCUCUUUGUGCCCCAGAAGCAGGAGGAGACUGCAGCAACAAAUAGCCGUUAAGAGUCAGGGACCUAGCCCAGCUCCACAGCCUAGCAGAAUAUCAAUGAGGAGGACAGCAGCUCCAUCCGUCAUGUGAGAUGUACCAACCAGGACCGGGCAUCUCUUGUGCUUCACCCGCUCUGGUGAUUCACUGGUUUGCCAGGACAAGGGAGGAGCUGAGGGCUGGAGCUGGGGCCGAGGCCAGGGUUGGGGCACUGCUUACUGUCACAAUGGUCAUCCCUUGCGACUUCAUCCCUUUCAGUGUGUUUCCCAACAAAAGCGGGAUAAAGAAAACAGAUGGGCAUGGGUGUACUUGGGUGUGGAGUUUCACUCCGUUGUCUGAUCUUUUGAUGUUUUCUUUUUUUUGUCUGUUCUCAUCCAUUCUUGAUUCAAAUGUAGAUCCAGAGAUAGCUUUAGUUCAUCUGGGUCAUGGUGUGUUAGUGGUGGUGUGUUUUUGUGUCUGUGGGCUUGAGGGUGUGAGUCUCUUUGGGUUUGUGUCCAUGAAUGUGGUACUCAUAUUGGGCACAAAAAACAGCUUUGAUCAGAUUUACUCUCAUUCUCACCCUUCUUCUGUUUUCUCUUUCUCUAUUGAGCCAUUAAUGUUGUGCAGCUACCCUUUGCUUGACAUUCACUAAUCAGUGUCGGAGCCCUGCGUGGGAGCAGUGUGUGCUACUUAAACCAUCACACUUUACACAGAGUAGUACGGCUAAAAUGUAGAAGAUGGCAUCUGCUUAGUUAGGUACACAGUACACACACACAAGAAAUAUCACAGUGUACAAAAAACUAGGGCUCAGCAUUGAUUGAAAAGUUUAUACCUUUUGGUUUUUGUGACCACAAAUACAAAAUAUGAUUGAAAUAUCCAUGUUAUUCAAUUUAAAGCAUCAGUAAGGAGCUUUAUAGCGUCUUUUAGCUGGUUGUUUAGGUGUGUUUGAUCUCACUGCACUGAUCAGUGUUGUUAUCAGCCUCAGCUACCAGCUGGUUUUCACUGUACACGUCCUGGUUGGCACCAAACAGCAGACAGUUAAAGUUAGUGACUAGCUGAUCAGCUGGUGAACAUGGUUAAAGGGAUACUUUGCCAAUUCUCAACCAGCUUUGUAUCAUACUGUAACAGUAGGGGUAUUAUGUGCAAAUGAACUAUGGUAAACUUCCCUCCAUCUUACCAGUGCCCAGAUCCCCAUGCUCAUCACCCAGCUCUAGGGCUGUUGCUCAAAUUGCAGACUGUACUUCCUCAUUUUCGUAUGCCCACCACCACAAAUACAAAGAGUAUAGAAGAGGAUCGAGAGAGAAAAAGACCCAAUCCCCUCUCUCUUGCUCUCAAAUGCAGACCAAACUCAGAUCAAACUGUCAAACUAGGCAGUGCUGAUCAAAAAUGAACCAAGAUUCUGUUAUUGUAUUGCCUAUUUCUCGCCUAAAUGUCUUCAGAAAAAAAUUUUAGUGCUCUGUUUGGCUGUAAUAUGAGAAUUCUUGAACAGUAAGCGUUCGCCAUACUGUUUCCUGUAUUGUUAAAAUGGAGGCUGAAAACACUUCGAUCAGACGCUUAUCAAAUGUUCUGUUUAAACUGUUUAGCUGUUAUUUGAGAUCAUUUGUUACCAGCUGGUUAAAAUGGACAAGCUCGUUACCAGCAGGAGCAUUUAUUGGUCCAGUGCGGUGCAGUGCAUUCUGAUAGUUGUAGUUUUUCUACCCCCUGAGCAAAAGCGAGUGCCACAGCCCCUUUCCUGUUUUCUCUCCUCAUGUAGUACCAAUAUCAAAAGUAUUUGCGUCUUUCAACAGCAUACACAGCCAAAUUUUAUAAAAAGACCAUCUGUCCAGCAGUGAAAUACUUCUUUAAAAAUGUUGCAGCUAAAAAGCCAGGUAUUUCCCUCAGGGGUUGGUGGAGACCAAAAACAGAGCUAAAAGAGAGUGAAUACUGAACUUCACCUCAGAAGGUGAUAAUAUGUCAGUGUUGUCUGUACACUUUGUUUCUGCUGCCAACAAGUGGCCUAAAAUCAGUAACUGAAUGUUGAAUGUAAAGAUACUAAGGCUGGGUUUUGUUUGUAAUGCUUCAAUAUUUAGACCAAUACAUAGUGGAGAACACUUUUAUCGUUUUUUCUCCAAAUCCUAUUUUCCACUUAACAACAAAAGCUAAAGUAGUGACAAUGUAUAAACACAAGCAACCACAUGAGAACUUCCUCUGGAAAAAAGGCUGUCAACAUUUCAAUUUAAAUCAAGGACUGUUUGAUCAUAAAAAAGUAAACAACAUUUUAAAUCAGACCAAAUAUUUAACAGCUGACAGUUUUCAACACUCAGUGCCACAAACACAUUUCUGCUGGUACCAAAACAGCAGCGACGUUCAGUACCCAGCCAGAGCUGGAGCUACUGCAUGAGACAAGCCAGUGAAAGAGAUUUAUGAAAGCAAGGACAGAGGAGGAGGUCAUGCGGGCGAACAUGAUGUUACUGCAUUACCGCCUCAGCACAUUAGUACAGUGUAUUCUUUACACAUUCCGCCCUGAAACAGGUCAUUAGUAUUGAGGAUACGGAGCCCUCCACCAGCCCGGCCCCUCAUCUCUGCCUCUCUUUAUCUCUCUCUGUCUCCAUCUCUGCUGUGACCUGAGUGCCGCGUGUGUCUCUGUGUAUGUGUGUGAAUGAGGCCUCACUGUCUCGGCCGGCUUGCCCAGCCAGCCGUGUCCUCGCUCUGCAUCUCCUCCGGUGUUUCACUAAACAUGCUUGAUUAGGCAAAGUACAUUCCCGGCCCUCUAAUGGCCUGAUGAGCCCUUGAGAAGAUUACUACAGACACAUCAGCCCUGAGAGGGAGGUGCACGUUCAACCAGCUCUUUACCCCCUUUACUAACCACCAGCCACACACACACACUCAACGCGCACACAUGAAUACAGUCGGCCCUUUAACCAAAUUUGGGAUGCAAUUGAAUUAAGAUCAGAAACAGAGCUCAGGCUUGAAAUAGGGCCGUCACUGACUGGUUCUAGGAAAAGUACUGUACAUGAUGUUAUCUUACUGACGGCAUAAUUUGAUUACGUUAGUUCAACAUUACAGGGCAGCUAAAGAAUUCAGGUGUAACCUCGUAGAAGUCGCUCUGUUUAUUAAAGCCAUCAUCCUCCCUCUUCCUCACAUACUUCAUGUCAUUCCCGUCCCUCGUCUUUCAACAGCUGCACUUUGUCUUCUUCUUUCAAGUCCAUUUUUAUUGCCAGCAGACUCAUAGUAUCUCUCUGCACACACACACACACACACACACGAAUUAUCUCUAGCGAAUGUAAGCCCAGGCUGCACUUUCAUCCUGUUUGUCACUAUUAAAGGUUAGCUUGUUAAUUUAAUGAGUCGGUGACAGAAACAGAAAUCAAAGUAAUUCACAAAAUCCCGCUUUAUUUCACAUCAAAUCCUUAAUGUGUUACUUUUUUUCAGACAUUUUCAAAGCCUCUCAUGCGGUAAAUUGCUUUCCUUUGCUUGGAAAUGAUUUUGUUUGGAGUUUUUUUUGUUAAAUGUAGCACAUAUUGCCUCCAGUCCUACACACACGCACACACACACACACGCCGUCUUUAUCUCUACCCAGCACAUAUCAACACACACACACACAUGAAAUACCCACCCAGCCCUCAUGACCUAGUCUGUCUGUGUUCUUAUUCAUCAGGUUGUGUCUGUGUGCUUGUUAAAGAGAUCAUGCCUUUGUGUGUUGGGGUUGUUUGUUAUCGUGUGGCCCAGUGAUGCGAUGCCCCCCAGCCAAUAACUGCCAUCUUGCCCUACAGUGCUCCCACCGCACUGUACGCGCUUUAUGCCCCAGAAAGAGUCCAGAAACGGAGGCUGACUUGUUUUAAAUCCACCAUCGCACUCUGGAGUAGUGACGUGAAACUGCUCCCUGCCGAGCCAACAUACGAGAGGAGAAAAAAAAAAAGCACAAAAACAAGGCGAAAACAAAAUCAACAUUUGCAUUUUUGUGAAGUUGUAGAUGUAUUUAGUCAGCACUGAUCAUUUCUGUCAUGUUUGUUUUUUCUAUAGUUUGUUUCUGUGGUAGAUAUUUGGUUUGAAAUUAUAUGGGAUAUUAUUGUAUAUGAUUUCAAUUUCUCUGGUGUGCCGGAUUUGAUGACGACAAUGAAGACGAACCUGAAGACUAUCAUGAUUAUUGUUGUUGUAUUGACAGUGACAAUGAAGCAGUACUGUGAGCAGCACUGAGGUGUUGCGUGUCCCGUUUGGAUGCCCAAUCUGAAAGGAAAUGAAGAGGAAGAGGAGGAGUGAAUGAACUCAUACAGACUGAGGUUCAGAAAGAGAUUCUACUUUUCUCCUGCGGAGUGGAUUCUCCUGCUACUGUGAAGGACCCCACCGUCCUGUGGCUCUCACCAGAGGCUGGCCCCUCGCCCCAGCAUCGCCCCAGGGCCCCUGGGGCAGGCCAUCAUCAGAUGACAACACAUGUCCCUACUACGUGUACAUAACCUUGAUGCUUACAUGUAAUUUAAGUGCAGUAGCUGCAUGACGACACAGCCUCUGUGUGUGUACAGAAGUAGCGACGUGUGAAUUUGUACAGUACAUGCAAGUGUGUGUGUGCUUGUGUCCGCGAAGAAAUCUGUCUGUCGUCACGCAAAAAAGCAACACGUGCAUGCACCCACCGACAACUGCCCAGUACACACAUACACCACACAUACACAUACACACAAACACACGCCAGCAGUUGUUCACCAUUCUCCACAUUGUCCUGAGCUCUGCCUGUCACUCCGCAUGGAGACUUUGCUCUAUGUCAACUUUCUUAUUCUAAUAAACCACUCAGACAUUCA